Messenger RNA from Myripristis murdjan (pinecone soldierfish), 5087 nucleotides. RefSeq names its product WNK lysine deficient protein kinase 4b (gene wnk4b). The transcript has 24 exons. Gene Ontology annotation, biological process: protein phosphorylation. Lineage: Eukaryota; Metazoa; Chordata; Actinopteri; Holocentriformes; Holocentridae. The record is from RefSeq and is a predicted model, not a curated record. Gene Ontology annotation, molecular function: ATP binding; protein serine/threonine kinase activity. Bases 253 to 4428 code for a protein of 1391 amino acids.
UGCAGGGAGGAGGAGGAGGAGGAGACGCAGGCGGCGGCGGCGUGCAGGGAGGAGGAGGAGGAGGAGACGCAGGCAGUCGCCUCCUCGCCAAACGGACGCUUCCUCAAGUUCAACAUCGAGAUCGGACAAGGAUCCUUCAAGACCGUCUACAGGGGCCUGGACACCGAGACCACGGUGGAGGUGGCCUGGUGCGAGCUGCAGACGCGGCGGCUGUCGCGGGCGGAGCGCCAGCGCUUCAGCGAGGAGGUGGAGAUGCUGAAGGCGCUGCAGCAUCCCAACAUCGUGCGCUUCUACGACUCGUGGAAGUCGACGCUGAAGGGCCAGCAGACCAUCAUCCUGGUGACCGAGCUCAUGACCUCCGGCACGCUCAAGACCUACCUGCGGCGUUUCCGGCAGAUGAAGCUGAAGCUGCUGCAGCGCUGGAGCUCGCAGAUCCUGAAGGGGCUGCACUUCCUGCACUCGCGCUGCCCCCCCGUCCUGCACCGCGACCUCAAGUGUGACAACGUGUUCAUCACCGGGCCCACCGCCUCCGUCAAGAUCGGAGACCUGGGCCUCGCCACGCUCAAGAGGGCCUCGUUCGCCAAGAGCGUCAUCGGGACCCCGGAGUUCAUGGCUCCAGAGAUGUAUGAGGAGAAGUACGACGAGGCCGUGGACGUCUACGCCUUCGGCAUGUGCAUCCUGGAGAUGGCCACGUCCGAGUACCCGUACUCCGAGUGCCAGAACGCCGCGCAGAUCUACCGCAAGGUCACCAGCGGUGUCAAACCGGACAGUUUUUUCAAAGUAAAAGUCCCGGAGUUGAAGGAGAUCAUCGAGGGCUGCAUCCGCACCAACAGUAACGAGCGGUUCACGCUGCAGGACCUGCUGGAGCACCGGUUCUUCCAGGAGCAGCUGGGCGCCCACGUGGAGCUGGCCGAGGACGACGACGGCAGCAAGGGGGCGCUCAAGCUGUGGCUCCGCAUGGACGACAGCAAGAAGCUGCACGGAAAAUACAAAGACAACAACGCCAUCGAGUUCCUGUUCGAACUCUACAAGGACGUACCUGAGGAGGUCGCCCAGGAGAUGGUCGUCCUGGGUUUCGUGUGUGAGGCGGACUAUAAGCUGGUUGCCAAGGCGAUCAGAGACCGGGUGACUGCCGUAAAGCGUCAGCGGGAGAAGCAGCGCCGCCUGGUGGAGGAGACGCUGCACAGCAGGCAGGAGGCCGCCAUCGAGGAGGAGCCUGAGCUCGUCUCCGAGAAACCCGAACCGCCCAAUCAGAAACCUGCUCCUAGCAGUAACCCUUCCCCUGCCAGGACACCGGCCAAUCAGGUUUCACCUGCGUCUGCCUGGCUACAGGCUCCGCCCACGGCAACCAUCUCACUGCCGGAGACGACCUCAUCAACAAGCGCCCCAGUGCAUUCUGGGAUCAGCACCAGCUCUCCCAGGACAGAGGGAGAAGGAGACGAGGAGGAGGAGAGAACCAGCAAGCACACUUCCUGUUCCUCUGCAGCAUCGGACGGUGAGAUGGACAGCUACCUCAGCUCCCUUGGUUUCCUUGAUAAGGUUGAAGCCACACCCCCUUAUUUUAACUCCGCCCCCUUCUCAUCCUUAUCCGUCCCUGUCCCCGCCCCUGCUGCCGCUGGCCGGGAAACCCCUCACUCUGAGGCUCCGCCCCCCGAGGCCAUGGCUAUCAGCGAAGCUCCGCCCAUCCCCGUGCUCCAGUUCCGCUCGAGCUUCGCUGUGUCUCAGAGUGCAGAGCGACCGCAGUCUGGAUCAGCCAGCGGCUUCUCCUCACCUGUCGACAGCUACGCCUCUGACGUGGCCUCAGGCCUGAGUGACGGCAACGAGGGCCAAUCAGAGAACAGCAAGCAGAGGGCGGCCAAACGGCCGGCCCAUAAACUGUUCAGGAGGAGAGCGAGGUCCCGCCUCCGGAUCACAGGGCUGUCAGACAUGGUGGACCGGGUGGUGGAGUGUCAGCUGCAGACUCACAACAAUAAAAUGGUCACAUUCAAGUUCGACCUGGACGGAGACAAUCCUGAGGACAUCGCUGCUGUCAUGAUCCACAGCGAGUUCAUCCUGCCGUCAGAACGGGAGGGCUUCGUCCACCGCAUGGGUGACAUCAUCAAGAGGGCGGAGUCCAUGAUGCGUCAGGGGGAGCCAAUCACUGCAGCCGAAACCGAUAGACUGCCAUUUCAGUCAAACCUGGAAACCGAAAGCCUCUCCAGAAACCUGUCGUCCUCCUCGCUACCAGACUACGCUGCAGUGAAUGUUGGUGAUGUCAGCAGAGGCUCCUCCCCCUUAACAGUCGGAGACUUCUACAUCGACCCUGAGGCCACGCCCCCUGUCAGGCCGCUGAGGUCCCAGUCCUUCCACACGUCAGGCUCCGCCCCCUACUCCCCCCUGUCCUCCCGCCCAGACUCCACCCCUCUUCCCUCCCACCUCCUCCCUGCUCCUCAGCAUCACCUCCCCUCUCCCCGUGACUCCCCCCACACCUCCUCCCUUGCCCUCCAGAGCCCCGCCCCUGACCUCCCCACCUCACUCUCCCCCUCCUCCUCCUCCUCCUAUUUGGUGAAAAAUGGAGCCGGGUCAGGGGAGGAGACCAGGGGUGGCAGUUUAGUGUCUAUGGGAGGUUCUAUGCCCUCCCCUCCUCCCGCUGCUCCUCCUCCUCCUGCUGCUCCUCCUACUCCUGGUGCUCCUUCUGCUCCUGCUGCUUCUCCUGCUCCUCCUUCUGCUCCUCCUUCUGCUGCUCCUCCUUCUGCUGCUCCUCCUUCUGCUCCUCCUUCUGCUCCUCCUGCUGCUGGUACUCCUGCUGCUCCUGCUCCUCUUGCUGCUCCUCCUGCUUCUUUUAACGCCAUUCCAGCUCCUACAACUCCUCUUGUUCCUCCUGCUGAACCUCCAGCUCCGCCUCCUGCUCUUCUUCCUGUUAUGCCAUUUGCUCCUCUUCCUGCUCCUCCUCCUCCUCCUCCUCCACAUUGGCCUGCUCCCAGCCAGCCUCUCUUCUCCCUGGCCAAUGUGUUCUCCCUGGCGAUGAGUGUGGCCCAGUCGUUCAUGACUCCUCCUGGGACCCCGACCCAGAGUUUUCACCCCCGCACCCAGCCCGUGUCCCCGCCCCUCUCUCCUGCCCUUGCCUCUAAGCCCCGCCCUCCAGCGAUGCUCCACCAACCCCCCGCCCCCAUCCCUCCUCCCCCUGCCUCCCUUUCCGCUAGCCCCGCCUCCUUCACUCUUCGCCCCGCCCUCCACUCCCCUGCUUCUCAGUCAGGCUCCGCCCCCAGCCAGCAGGAGGUGCUGUCAGGCCGGACAAACACCGUGCAGCCGCAGCCCGGCAGCGCCCCCCUGCAGGCCGGCUCCGCUGCGCCCCCUCAUGGUUCUCAGAGCAGCUCGGGGUCCACCUUCAGCCCACCCACCAGUCCACCCAGUCCUUCCAGUCCUCCCAGUCCACCCAUCAGUCCAUCCAUCAGUCCACCCAUCAGUCCACCCAUCAGUCCUCCCAGUCCACCCAUCAGUCCACCCAGUGUUUCCAGUGUCUCCAGUCACAGAGAGCCCUCCUCCUCCUCCUCAUCUUCCUCCUCCUCAGCUCCGUCAAGCCCUCACAAUACAGUGUCCUCCCCCUUCGCCCCGUCAGCCAGACUGUCACCCAUAUCAGAGGAAAGAAAACCUCCGAUCUUCACAGUCGGCCGUUUCCAGGUGACGCCCACAAAAGAAAUCCCCGCCCCCCAUCAUCAGGAGCCCCGCCCAUUCCACCAAGCCAAGCCCACCACGUGCUCACCCCCUCCCUCCAGGGACAGCCAAUCGGAGAGCAGCACAGAGGAGCACAGCGAAUCGGAGAGCAGCAUCAGCACAGUGAGGGUCUCGCCGCCCAGCUUCCUUUUUGAAGCGUCUCCUGGUUACCGUGGCAACUCGGGAGGAGUCAUGGAAGGAGAGGAAGGAGAGGAGGAGGAGCAGAGGAGGAAGGAGGAAGAGGAGGAGGAGCAGAGGAGGAGGAGGGGAGCCCGGAGGCUGAGCGUCAGCCUGUGGGAGGGGACGGCGGGCAGCCCCGGGCUCAGCCAAUCGUGGACGAGCUACACCCGCUCCGCCUCCUACGUCAGCUCGGACGAAUCAGAGAGCGAGGACGAAGAGAUGUGGGAGGAGCUGCAGGAGCUACGUGAGAGGCACCUGUCAGAGGUGCAGAACCUGCAGGCCAAUCAGAAGCGAGAGAUAGAAGAGCUGUACGAGCGGAUGGGUAAAGUCCCGCCCCCAGGCAUUGUGUCACCAGCCGCCAUGCUCAACAACCGCCAGCGACGGCUGUCCAAGACCGGCAGCUACCCCCCCACCCGCAGGAACAGCCUGCAGAGACUGGACAUACUGCCCCCUGCAGGUAUCAUGAGGAAGAGCUCGGUCGGCGGCAGCAGCAGUGGCUCUCAGGACAGGCCAGGGAAGGGCGUGACCUUUGCCCCCGAGCACAGCUGCAUGUGAGCCGCUGUGAUGAAGGAUGAACAAGAACUGAAGAGGAAGAAGGAGAAGAAGACUGUGUGUGUUGUGGCACACGCACACACACACACACACACACGGCGAGUGUGUUGGUGUGUGAACGAUAACGAGACUUUAUUUGUCGAGCACUUUUCAAAACCAUAAUAAGUUAUAGAGAUAAGAAUAAAGUUUAGAGAUAAAGUGAGAUUAUCAAAGAGAUUAACAAGCAGAACAGUAAUAAUAAUAACAAUAAUAAUAAUAAUAAUAAUAAUAAUAAUAAUAAUGAUAAUAAUAAUGACUUCACAGAGCACUUUUCCAGGUUAGGGUUCAGAUGGAGAGAUUAGAGAUGAUGAAGUGUGUACCUGUUGUUAUUCAUGUGUUCCCCAUAAUGUCACACGGCGCCACCUGGAGGACGGACUGAGGCUGCUAACAGCGGUCAGAAAUCUUUUAUGAUAAACAGAAAACAGGAGAGUUCAGGAGACGAGUGGCGGAGCGGAGAGCAGCAGCGCCGUCGGGGUUUGAAGGUUUAGUUUGAAUUUGCUUUUCGAGCCGGUUUGCUGCUUCAGGUUUUCUUGGUGUCCGUGUUGGUUUUAGUUUUUUAUUCCUGUGGGACGUUUUUAUUCUGUCAUAAAACAUCAAAAAAAAAAAAAAAAGUCUUCACUGAG